AUGUCUGUACUCACCCACCUUCUGGCGUGCCUUUUUGGCAUGGGUUCCUGGGUAUCCAUCAAUGGUCUUUGGGUAGAACUUCCUCUGAUCGUCCCCCAAAUUCCAGAGGGCUGGUACCUCCCAUCGUACCUCUCGGUUCUAAUCCAGAUGGCCAACGUAGGCCCGCUCUUCGUCACCCUGAUGCACCGUUUCAGACCGGGAGCUCUCAGCGAAACUGCCGUCGUCUACGUCAUCAUCACCCUCGGCACAAUGGCCAGUUUCCUGUUAGGUUUCUUCUGGAAGGAGACUGUCGUUGUAGCGGGAGCACCCCGCAGCGUGGCGUUGCUUGUCCUCACUUUCUUCCUCGCUGCUGUUGACUGCACCUCCUCGGUUACCUUCCUUCCUUUCAUGAUGCGCCUCAAGCCCCAGUACCUCACCACCUACUACAUAGGCGAAGGAGUGAGCGGCCUACUGCCCGCUCUUGUGGCCCUCGUCCAGGGUGUUGGUGUGGUUCACUGCAUCAACAGUACUGUGAGCCAAAACGCCACCGAGAGUUUUCCGACAUUUCAGGCUCAACACCAGCCGGCCAACUUUUCAGCAGAGGUCUUCUUCUUCUUCCUGAGCGCUAUGAUGCUUGUGUGCUUGGUGGCAUUCCUGCUGCUCAACUAUCACCCCGCCGUUGCCAAGGAGAAGACAAAAGACCGGUACAUCAACGGGGUUAAUGAGAAGAAUUGGGUGGAGAAGAGGCCAAUGGUGGAACCGUACAGACCCGAAAGACAGAAGAGCAGUUUCGGUGUUGGGACUUACAGCUGGAUGCAAGUGUUUUACAUCUUCGUGAUCCUGGCGUGGACCAAUGCUCUGACAAAUGCGGUGCUUCCGUCAGUGCAGUCGUACUCAUGCAUGCCAUACGGAAACAACGCCUAUCACCUGUCUGCCACCAUGGCGGCUGUGUCCAACCCUUUGGCCUGCUUCAUUGCCAUGUUCUUCUCGAUAAGAUCCUUGUGGCUGAUGGGGGUUCUUACAUUCCUGGGCAGUGGCAUCGGGGCUUUUAUAAUGAGUAUGGCCACCCUCAGCCCGUGUCCACUGCUGGUGAAUGACGUGUGGGGUGGCGUGAUCAUGGUAGUGGCGUGGAUCGUGUUCGUUCUCACCCUGUCCUAUGUCAAAGUGAUCAUCGGUGUGAUCUUGCGGGACGAGGGUCACAGCGCCCUGGUGUGGUGCGGGGCGGUGGUUCAACUGGGUUCCCUGCUGGGUGCCGUUACCAUGUUCCCAAUGGUCAGUGUGUACAGCUUCUUUGCGUCCGGAGAUCCGUGCAACACCCGAUGUCCGUGA
Molecule: messenger RNA, 1308 nt
Organism: Nerophis lumbriciformis (worm pipefish)
Lineage: Eukaryota; Metazoa; Chordata; Actinopteri; Syngnathiformes; Syngnathidae
Source: RefSeq, a predicted model, not a curated record